AACCGAAGAGAAACAUCGCAAACACGCAUCUGAAGCUCUACACUUUUCCACGCAGCAAGUAGUCUCAUGCGAGAGGCGUCAUCAACUUCAAACGCCAACGUUCCAUUGAAUGUUGCACCAACUCAGCGGUAGGCCAUCACCAUCAUCAUUUUCCCAACAUCUCGCUUCCUCACAUCAAACGCAGUAGCGGUGAGACGCUUUCAUACCAGUUGUCCGUCUCCCGGUACAGUACCUAAUGGAAACGAUCAGUAAUGUACCGAAGCGGUAGAAUCCAAUUUGCAGCAGAGUUGCUUCGGCUGGUCGCGAGUAUGCAAAUCCCGUCAUGGGUAAUUGAAGCUGCACGGGAGUAUGGAUUAGUGGGCUUGCAAUACGGUAAACUGGGUUCGUUUUGAUCAUGAGGAUCGUUAGGGUGGCAAUGGGAUGAACCAGGGGGACGGGGGGCACGGGGGAGACGGAGGACUCUUUCUGUGUCUGACAUGUUUGGGGUAGAGUCCUCUGGGAGGUGAAGGUCUAUGAUAUUCGUUUGUUUUCGAUCACGAGAAGUCGGGAGUUCAGUCAAAGAACGUGAUGUUGUGCUGGAGAGAGAACAGGGGAUGAUGGAAAAAUAGGGUUUUUAAUAUUGUAAAGGAAUUUUGUUGGUGUGGUGGAUGGAGAAUGUGGCGGAAGAAGGGGGAACGUCGAGACUGAUGAUGCCAAUGUAGCACAUAUUGGUGUGGGUCCUGCAGUCGGGGUUUGGUUUUCGCUGUGGCCAGUAUACAAUUCAUCGUUUUCAUUUGGUGCAUACUUGAGUAGGUCCUCAAUAUGGUGACUAUUGGUGCUUUUAGCACAGAGGAUUGUAAAUCUUGCAGGUAUACUCUUUUUACACAAUGCAGCAGUGGGUUGGCAGAGAAAUCUUAUUCUUUAGAUGACAGGAUUCACUGUCAACUCGGAGAUAUUCUACGCCAGUCUGGUUCACAGUUUCCCAACCUCUAGUAAUUAUGAUGAAUCCCAAAGCACCCUUGAAGGCUGGUCCCAGCCUAGGGAGCACGCAGAACCAAUCCACUUCUGAAUCGUCACGACUAGUGAAACUCCCGGCUGAGGUAGCUAAUGGUCGCAGCAGACAAUCGCGUGCAGUAACGUUCAGUGAUUUUAGUUCGGAAACUGAGUACACAAGCUCUUCUUCUGGUGAGGCAGCUUCACAUGAAAAUGGAAAUGGUAAUGAGUACAAGUCGAACGGCACUGCUCAUCGUCGAGAUCGAUUACCGCAAGCUCCCCAUGAAGGCUUGCCUCAUUCAACAGGACUCCAUGAAAUUAAGUCGGAAAACGUGGUCUACUCGCCUCCAGAUGGUGGAGUCCAGAAUGGACAAACUUCAGCCCCGCCGUCAUCCAGCACUCAGCGGGUGGUGGUUAACUCCACCGUCACAAAAGAGAGGAAAGAGACUGAUUCAAAUGGAAGAGAGAUUCUAGUUGUAGAUCUCAGCGACUCUGAAGACGACAUACGUACUCCGCUGAAAGAGUUGCGUCCGUUAUGCAAGAAAUGUCAAGCGCUGAAAAACAAGCAGCACAUAAUGAAAGUGACGAAGGUCACUGAGAAAGAAGACCUUGAUACUUCGAAGGUGACACUAGUUGUAGACCUUACAGAGACUUCACCGCCUGUUAAGGAUUCUCACAUUGGGGUUGGAGAAGGAAAGGAAUCAGAGAGAAGAAAAGUGCCCUUUGACGUCCUGAACUCGGCCUCUUCGAAAGCCAAUGGAGAAGAAGUUGUGGCGAAAGCGGAAUGCAGCAGAGGCCGUAUUGAGACAGUAAUAGAGUUUCCGCCGAAGUACCGUCCUCCCGCUGAGUCGAUUCCAGAGGUCUUACGCGUUUCAACAACAGAAGUAGAAGAGCACGCGUUGUCGACGGCAGAAGAUAGUGAAGAUGAGGCUAGUACGCUCUCAGCUGACUACAGGAAGGCUCACUCUGAGGGGAACCAUGUAGAGAAGAUAUCACCUGACUGGUCUCCCGGUAUUCUAUGUGAUCUGUGCGAGAGAGGCCCAUCUCUUUCUUUGGGCGCAUGGUACUCUUGGUGCUGCGGGAAUCCCUCACUAGGUUGCCCUUGCACCUCCGAGGGAAGGCAGCGAAAAGUAACGAUUCUUGCCUGCAAAAGCGGGAAAUCUACCGACCGACCUUGGAGCGGCAAGGUUCACAAGCUUUGCGGUCUCUGGUCUGCAGAGGUUUACGAAGAUGAUAAGCAUCCCUGGCGUAUUAAUAACUUGUGGGAUGCCAUGCGACGGUCAAGAAAAUUUAAAUGCUCGGAUCCAGAUUGUGGCCUUUUCGGAGCAACCCUUCGAUGUCGAGUUGGAAGCUGCAAGAAGAAUUAUCACUACCCUUGUGCUGACAAGCUGUCGGUUUAUGGCAAAUUGCGGAUGUGGGAGGGCCUGGUGAAACCGGUUGCCUGCUUGGACCAUCGGCAUUUCAACGACGUUGUUGAUACAAAACCACAGAAAGAGAGCAAGAAGAGGAAGAGGCGUAAGAAAGGUCCGUCUCCUGCAUUAGUAACUGGCUCUAAUUCGAAAUUGGGGGAGAGGACUUCGGGUGGUGCCGAUGACGUCAUUGAUAUUGAAAGUAGCGAAGGAGAGUAUUAUCCUCAUGGAGCUACUGGUCAGGAUCAGAUUCUUCAACGGAACACAUCAAAUGGUUCUGAAUCAGGUGUAGCGCGCACGAAACGAGUUCACACCCCUGACAGUCAGCCAAAGCCUCUGUUUUCAAUGCCACCUUACUUGGGAAAGAACCUUCUACGUCCUGACUUUUCAGGCGGCGUUGAGCCCAUUCCCGUGCCGUGUACUAAUGAUGUGGACAGUGAUCCUCCACCAUAUCUGAAAGAGUACAUAACAAAAUCCAGAUACCAAGGAAUCCCAUUGGGAAGUAACGAGUGCUCACAUCCACUUUUGUUGAGACAAGCAAAAGCUUGUGAAGGAUGUGUCGUGCAUGACCCCGAUGAUCCCUCAGCUCCCAUGUCCAUACAUAUACCAUUUGAAAGACGCGAGGAUGACUUUCGCGAGGACUGGCUAAAGGAGCGGAUGUAUGGACGUCUACCUUAUGAUAAAUAUCGACGGCUGGUGGUCGGGACAGAUUACAAUGAGCUUGUGGAGUGUAAUGAACGGUGUGGGUGUGGUGAACACUGCAUUAAUAAGGAAAUGCAGAAGGGAUUGAGCACUCCCAUUGAACUUUACAAGACUGUCAACAAGGGAUGGGCUGUCCGCACACUGGUCGCAAUCCCCAGGGGUCGAUUUGUGAUCGAGUAUGUCGGAGAGAUGUUGACUCAAGAUCAAGCUCAAAGAUAUGGCUCUUAUUAUGAUGCACUCAAGCGAAGCUAUCUAUAUGAUUUGGACUACCCGGAAUCAAAGAAGACGCCUGACUUUACACUCGAUGGGUUUUAUGCAUCCAAUGUUGCUCGCUUUAUCAACCACAGUUGUGAUCCAAAUCUGAAAAUAUAUCGCGUAUAUGUAGAGACUACGUAUAAGUGGCUUUCACACAUUGGCAUGUAUGCCAUGCGUGACAUUGAGCCUGGAGAGGAGCUCUCGUAUGAUUACAAUUACGGAUUGCAUGAACCACACGAUGGGCACAACCUCCAUGCAGCCGGGAAACUGCAGGCACGAAAUCUGGAAAAUGACCAAGAAAAUACCUCGAAACACAUUAUUUGUCACUGUGGCGCUAAGAAUUGUCGCAAGUGGCUUUGGCGCCCUUCUCACACAGUGGACGACUCUGAAGAUGAUUGAGUAGGAGAGCAAGUGCAAAAGAAACACUCAUGGUUAUGGUUCACGCACCAUCUUCAAAGGCUAUGAGUCUUCAGAAGAGAGGUGCAAAACUGCACCAAUUUCGCAUUACUCCACAGUAUUCUUGCCUGUCGGAUUGCAAAUCCAAGCGUCACAUCUAAUUGAAAGAGCUAGAUGGUUCAUCUCCGACGGCAAUCCUCUGCCUUCGGGAUGUUCACUGUUACAUUUUUUAGGCGCAGGCAUAAAUUGGGGUGCGCAGGUUGAGUACUUCACGCGCAAGAAGCAGUUCUGGAUUAUGAUGUUAACUUGUCGUUGCUGCUGAAUGUGCGAACUGAAGCACACCGCAGAUUGCAAUCCUCAUUAAGGUUGCACUAGGUCUCUCUGAACUCACCAAGCUAAGCACACAAAAAUGUGUGCUAUUGAUUUGCAACAUUUCAAACCACCUCCCCUGUCAAGCCAGUAUUGACAUGGAUAUUGGAGGAUUGAGAUACUAGAUAUUGUAAACAGAAGAUCCACUCAGUGAAUAGCUCGGGGGUGUAAACUCUCUAGCUCUGGCUCAGGUUUUGGGAUCUAGCAUUUGUAGCUGGAGUGGCAGUGAAGAUGAUGAAGUUGAUUUCACCAGCCAGAAUUGUAUUGGACUUCAAUAUCUGCUUAUCUCAAGUCCGUGGGCCGCUUGUAUGAACUGAUUUGAUAAAUUGAAGUGAUUGUCUCUAUGAGCUUUCGCCGUGUUUUCUGUUCAAUUGA
Messenger RNA from Physcomitrium patens, 4478 nucleotides. The record is from RefSeq and is a predicted model, not a curated record. Lineage: Eukaryota; Viridiplantae; Streptophyta; Bryopsida; Funariales; Funariaceae.